CUCGUUGAUUUCAUGAUCCCUUCUCUCACCGAUUCUACUCAGAAUCACCAUGGCCAAUUCUCUCAUCUUCUUCCUCUUUCCUCUUGCCCUCCUCAUCUCCAUCUCCACUUCAAUCCCUAACCCUAACAAACCUUCAUCUAACUCACUAACCGCUCACUCGGUACUCACCAGCCAUGGCUUCCCCAUCGGACUCCUUCCUACUGAUGUCCUCUCUUAUGACCUUAAUCACACUUCUGGACACUUCUCCGUCAAUCUAGGCUACCCUUGCCGCCUCACUCUUCCACCUGACAACUACCUCGCCACAUACUCCAAGAAGAUCACUGGUAAAAUAGUCGAGAAUCGUAUUGCCGAACUCAAUGGAAUUAGGGUUAGGGCUUUCUUCCAGUGGUGGGGGAUUACUGGGAUUAAAAUCAACGGUGAUGAUUUGGUGUUUGAAGUUGGGAUGGUGACUGCUAAGUAUCCUGCCAAGAAUUUUGAUGAGAGUCCUCAAUGUGAGGGCAAAAAACGCUCGUCUUCUUAAAAGGUGUUCAGUUAAAGUAGUUGCUGCUCCAAUGGAUUAAAUUAUUUCAUGAAAAAAUUGCCACUAUUGUAUCAGCAGUUGCUUGUUCUGAUAAAAAUGAAGGGACCAAAUGAUGCCCAUAUCUAUUAAUUAUCAUCAUCCUACUGUAAAAAAAGAUAGAAAUGUAUUUGUACCCAUAAACCAUCUCCCUCAUUUGUGAAUGUUUUCUCAAUAUUAUUAGGCCUUUGGACUCCAGUAACAUGUUCUUUUUAUGUGUAUAAUAUUUAUAAACAACAAAUAUA
Molecule: messenger RNA, 801 nt
Organism: Cynara cardunculus var. scolymus (artichoke)
Lineage: Eukaryota; Viridiplantae; Streptophyta; Magnoliopsida; Asterales; Asteraceae
Exons: 2
Coding region: 50-520 (156 amino acids)
Source: RefSeq, a predicted model, not a curated record